This is a messenger RNA of Penicillium odoratum, 564 nucleotides long. Its product is annotated as trafficking protein particle complex subunit. Bases 1 to 564 code for a protein of 187 amino acids. The transcript has 4 exons. The record is from RefSeq and is a predicted model, not a curated record. Gene Ontology annotation, cellular component: TRAPP complex; cis-Golgi network; trans-Golgi network. NCBI's taxonomy places the organism in Eukaryota, Fungi, Ascomycota, Eurotiomycetes, Eurotiales, Aspergillaceae. Gene Ontology annotation, biological process: regulation of GTPase activity; endoplasmic reticulum to Golgi vesicle-mediated transport.
AUGUCAUUCGAUGCAUCAGCUUCACUGAGUGUCUCUGAUCCAAAUGCCCGUGCACUCAGUUCUUCCUGCUUUGACUUUCUUCUCAUUGAGCUGGUCCCAAUGGCCGAACGUCUUGCAAAAGAACUUGCAACUGAGAACGCAGCAGAAGAUGACGAGGUUCGGGAGACAACAUAUUUUCGCCUGGAAUCUUUGGGGUAUCGGGUCGGACAAGGUCUUGCAGAAAGGUUCUCCCGUGAUCGCCCUCGUUUUACCGAUAAUCUCGAUGUCAUCAAGUUUCUUUGCAAGGAUUUAUGGACAGUGCUAUUUAGAAAGCAGGUGGAUAAUUUAAAAACUAACCAUCGAGGAGUCUACGUCUUGACCGAUAGCGCAUUCCGGCCUUUUGCCCGGAUGAGCAUGACUGCGCGAGGCGAAGCUAUAUCAAUGGCACAGGCGUAUUUAUGGUUCCCCUGUGGGAUCAUUCGUGGUGCACUGGCGAAUCUGGGCAUCAAUACCACGGUGCAAGCAGAGACCUCGGAUCUUCCAGGGGCAACAUUUCAGAUCAAGACGGUCCAGGCUCGACCAUGA